Molecule: messenger RNA, 665 nt
Organism: Ananas comosus (pineapple)
Lineage: Eukaryota; Viridiplantae; Streptophyta; Magnoliopsida; Poales; Bromeliaceae
Exons: 1
Coding region: 297-530 (77 amino acids)
Source: RefSeq, a predicted model, not a curated record
AAAAUGAUGCAAACCUUGAUCCCUAAGCAAAGAAUAAAUUAAAAAAAAUAAAAAUAAAUAUAAAAAUAAAAAAAAUCGAAGUUCCAGCACAUACAAAGUCACAUAGUAGUAGUCUCCUCCCACAGUCCCACUGCCUCGGCCACCUCUUCACCAGCUUUUGAAACCGCGUAUAGUCGAAAUUUCCAAAAAACCCCUGACCUUUCCCUACUUUAAAGCGCACCCCCCAUGCCCGUCCCCGUCCCCAUUGACGAGGAAAACGGGUACUUUUUUUUAAUAAGGGCUCUUCCUCGCCGUUAAUGGCGACGCGGUGGUUUCGGAAGCUCCAGCAUUCGAAGGAGGGACGACGCGGGCCCAGGAGCUGGAAACCGAGCUUCUUCUCCUCCUUCUCGCCCUCGUGGAAGUGGACGCGCUUGAGCUUCCGCUUCUCCCUCGUCGACGACGUCCUCUUCCGCAUCCUCUCCGUCGUCGAAGCCGUGGUCCUCGUUCUCGCCCUCUCCUGCUUCUUCCUCUGCUGCGGAUGCCAAUUUUGACGGUUUUGGUGCGCACUUUCUAGUAAAAAUGGGAUUUUUAUUUUGUCCUCAUGCGGCGUGCUUUGGGAUAAUAAAGGCGGGUUAGGGUUUGGGGGGUUUUGUUUAGAGGGGGGGUGUGUGUGUGUGAAGGAGCAA